Molecule: messenger RNA, 678 nt
Organism: Recurvomyces mirabilis
Lineage: Eukaryota; Fungi; Ascomycota; Dothideomycetes; Mycosphaerellales; Teratosphaeriaceae
Exons: 2
Coding region: 1-678 (225 amino acids)
Source: RefSeq, a predicted model, not a curated record
AUGGACUAUAAGCUAGGGUUCCUGGACCUUCCCACGGAAGUACGUCAAGUCAUCCUUCAGCACGCCCUCAAGCAGACAGGUCGCGAUGCCUAUGACCAGCCACUCUUCGCCGUCCAUACUAUAGUUCGUGCUGAAGCUCUUGAGGCCUUCUACAAAGCCAACACAUUCUUGUGGAUAAUCGACCACUGCGGUACCCUAUUUCGCAGUGACCCGGUCGGGUAUCCAGGGAUGGGAACUCAGCCCGAGUGGUGGCAGCCAAACCACGAGAGCGAGACUGCAACCACUUAUGGGGUGACAGUCGCUGUACCGUGGCUCUAUCCGGAUCUCAAGAAACAUCUUCGUCACCUGCAGAUCAACAUUACCCUGCCUUCAAUUUCCAUCCGGGAGGAAGCAGAGGCGACAGAAACUUGGUCCAGACUACGAGUGACUAUCAGACAGUUGAUCGAAGCACUUGAUCAUGGCAGAACACUGGAUACGUUAGGCAUCCUCUUCACAGCUUCUCGGCAUUUCAACGGCCGUGUACCACUCAUGAGCCAGCAGCUGGAAAUAUUGGAGCUGUUGGCAGAGUUUCAAGUACGGCACCGGGUUAGCGUCAGUACUAGGCUGGACUUCAAGGAGGCGGCUCAAAGUGUACGCAGCCUGAACCUGGAGAAGCGCAUGGUAGCCCACCAUACAUAG